This is a messenger RNA of Drosophila mauritiana, 945 nucleotides long. RefSeq names its product hematopoietically-expressed homeobox protein Hhex (gene HHEX). The coding region runs from base 1 to 945 and encodes 314 amino acids. The record is from RefSeq and is a predicted model, not a curated record. Gene Ontology annotation, biological process: regulation of transcription by RNA polymerase II; cell differentiation. Gene Ontology annotation, molecular function: RNA polymerase II cis-regulatory region sequence-specific DNA binding; DNA-binding transcription factor activity, RNA polymerase II-specific. The transcript has 2 exons. NCBI's taxonomy places the organism in Eukaryota, Metazoa, Arthropoda, Insecta, Diptera, Drosophilidae.
AUGGAUAUCGCCACCAAGUCCAGCAAGGCCGCCUUCUCCAUUGAGAAUAUCUUGGAGCAGAAGAGCUCCUCGCAUCGAUCUCAGUCGCGCAGAGGCUCCUCUCAAAGUCCCGUGGCAGGAACAGCCGGCAUAGCCUCUCCACCCGCACUGGCCAUGCCCAAGGCAUCCUUGGCCACUGGCUCAUCCUCCUCUCCAUCGUCCGCCACCAACAUCUUCGAUCUAUCCCGCGAGGCAGCUGCCGCCCAGUAUGCCAUGAAGAGUAUGGAAUCCGGUGCCGUGCUGGCACCCACCUCGCUGCGCUUCAACCCCAUCUACCCGGAUCCCGCCUCGCUCUUCUACCAGCAGGUGCUGCAGCUCCAGAAGAAUCCCUCGCUCUUCAUGCCCCACUUCCAAGCAGCCGCUGUAGCCGCCGCAGCCGCCGUUCAGCCAACAGCCUAUUGUGAUCAAUACAGUCCCUUCUCCAUGGAAUGCGAAGGAUUCCCCAAUCCUGCCUCCGCUGCAGCCGCCCUCUACUGCAAUGCCUAUCCGGCGGCCAGCUUCUACAUGUCCAACUUCGGCGUGAAGCGAAAAGGCGGCCAGAUCAGAUUCACCUCCCAGCAGACCAAAAAUCUCGAGGCUCGCUUCGCCAGCUCCAAGUACCUGUCGCCGGAGGAACGGCGUCAUCUGGCCCUCCAACUCAAGCUGACCGACCGCCAGGUGAAAACCUGGUUUCAGAACCGGCGGGCAAAGUGGCGACGGGCCAAUCUCAGCAAGCGCAGUGCAUCCGCCCAAGGACCCAUAGCAAGCGCUGCCGUGGGAUCACCCUCCAGCGCUUCGAGCGGCAAUGCUCCCGUUUGCGGGAGCAGGAGUGGCCAGCAGAGCGACGAGGAGGAUCGCAUAUAUCUGUCCGAGGACGAUGAGGACGACGACGAAGACGAAGGCGAGGCGGAGGAGACGCCCAAGUGA